This is a messenger RNA of Ipomoea triloba (trilobed morning glory), 2701 nucleotides long. RefSeq names its product phospholipid:diacylglycerol acyltransferase 1-like. The transcript is spliced from 6 exons. The record is from RefSeq and is a predicted model, not a curated record. Bases 47 to 2080 code for a protein of 677 amino acids. Gene Ontology annotation, cellular component: cytoplasm. Gene Ontology annotation, biological process: lipid metabolic process. NCBI's taxonomy places the organism in Eukaryota, Viridiplantae, Streptophyta, Magnoliopsida, Solanales, Convolvulaceae.
CUCCGCCUUAUCCCGCCGCCGCUGGAUUGGACGGAGCAGAGCGAAGAUGUCGUCGUUAAUCCGCCGGAAAAGAGCGCCGGAAAUCGAGAAGCCGGAAGCGUCGAUUUCGAGGCCGAGCAGCUCGGAUGACGAGAGGAAGAAGAAGAGCAGGCCGCCCAGGGUGCCGAGAGGCAAGGGCGAGAGGAAGCGCAACUGGUCCUGCCUCGACAGUUGCUGCUGGUUCGUCGGAUGCAUCUGCACAGUGUGGUGGGUUCUUCUUUUCCUCUAUAAUGCGAUGCCGGCCUCGUUCCCGCAGUACGUCACGGAGGCGAUUACAGGGCCGGCGCCUGAUCCUCCCGGCAUCAAGCUGCGAAAGGAAGGGUUGAAGGCUAAGCAUCCGGUCGUCUUUGUUCCAGGGAUUGUCACUGGUGGGCUUGAGCUCUGGGAGGGACAUCAGUGCGCCGAGGGGCUGUUCCGGAAGCGCCUCUGGGGCGGCACCUUCGGCGAAGUGUAUAAAAGACCUUUAUGCUGGGUGGAACAUAUGUCACUAGACAAUGAAACUGGGCUAGAUCCAUGUGGAAUCAGGGUUAGGCCAGUUACUGGACUGGUUGCUGCAGAUUACUUUGCCCCGGGAUAUUUUGUGUGGGCAGUUCUGAUUGCUAGUUUGGCUCGAAUAGGAUAUGAGGAGAAAACUAUGUAUAUGGCUGCAUAUGAUUGGAGACUUUCAUUUCAGAACACUGAGGUCCGGGAUCAAUCACUAAGCCGCAUAAAAAGUAAUAUAGAGCUGAUGGUUGCUACAAACGGGGGUAAGAAGGCAGUAAUUGUUCCACAUUCAAUGGGUGUUCUGUACUUCUUGCAUUUUAUGAAAUGGGUGGAGGCACCGGCUCCAAUGGGUGGUGGAGGUGGACCAGAUUGGUGUGCCAAGCAUAUUAAAGCUGUAAUGAACAUUGGUGGGCCGUUUUUAGGCGUUCCAAAAUCUGUUGCUGGACUAUUCUCAGCUGAAGCAAGGGAUAUUGCUGUUGCCAGGGCAAUAGCACCAGGUGUUUUGGAAAAGGAUAUAUUCCGCAUUCAAACACUACUGCAUGUUAUGAAGAUGACAAGGACGUGGGAUUCAACGAUGUCAAUGAUACCAAGAGGAGGGAACACAAUCUGGGGUGGUCUUGACUGGUCUCCUGAGGAAGGCUAUUCUCCUUGCAGGAGAAAACAUAAAAAUAACACUACCCAGAUUUCAGGUCACGAUGGGAAUCUAAAUGUGGAAUCUAAUGCAAGUAAGGUGACAUAUGGAAGGAUGAUUUCAUUUGGAAGGGAUGCUGCCAAGGCAGAUUUAUCAGAGCUAAAGAGGAUUGACUUCAGAGGUGCUGUUAAGGGAAGAAACAUUGCAAACAACACCUGUCAGGAUGUGUGGACAGAGUACCAUGAAAUGGGAAUUGGCGGGAUCAAAGCAGUUGCAGAAUAUAAAGCCUAUACAGCGGAUGACCUUCUGGAUUUGCUUCAAUAUGUUGCACCAAGAAUGAUGGCACGUGGUAGUGCUCACUUUUCAUAUGGGAUUGCUGAAAAUUUGGAUGAUCCAAAGUAUGAGCAUUAUAAGUACUGGUCAAAUCCAUUGGAAACAAGGUUACCAAAUGCCCCUGACAUGGAGAUCUAUUCAAUGUAUGGAGUCGGCAUUCCGACUGAAAGAGCAUAUGUUUACAGACAAGUCCCAUCUGCGGCAGAAUGCGACAUACCAUUUCAGAUUGAUACUGCAGCAGAUGAUGCAGAUCUAGGAAACUGCUUGAAUGAUGGUGUUUUUACUGUUGAUGGUGAUGAGACAGUUCCUGUUUUAAGUGCAGGGUUCAUGUGUGCAAAAGGAUGGCGUGGGGAAACUAAAUUUAAUCCUUCCGGAAUUAAAACUUACAUAAGGGAAUACGAACAUGCUCCCCCAGCGAAUCUUCUUGAAGGUCGUGGCACCCAGAGUGGUGCCCAUGUAGAUAUAAUGGGAAAUUUUGCUUUAAUCGAAGAUGUAAUGAGGGUUGCUGCUGGUGCAACAGGUGAAGACUUGGGAGGUGAUCAAGUUUACUCGGGCAUCUUCAAGUGGUCUGAAAAAAUUAACUUACCUCUUUAAGACGGUGAGUGUGCUGUUGUAUCUAGAAUUUAUUCGUCUCAAUCUGCUAAUUUGACAUUCAUGAUUCUGAGUUCAUAGUCUGGUGAUGCUCACUACUGGAUGGUGAAAGUGUUGCAUGAUAAGAUGCUCGCUGUUAUGUUCUAUAGCAUCAUGUAAAAUGCACCAGGCACCAGCAUCAUUUUAGACUUCCUGGAACUGUAAAAUGCACACAGCCGGUUAGCACAUGUCAGAUGUUCCGUUCUUGUUCUACUGCUCUCAUUGUUUGUUGUCUGAUAUGGCAAUUGUGCAUUGGUUUUGAUUUUAGAGGGUUGAGACUACUAAAAUAAAAAUUUGCCAGAAAUACUGUAUGGUGGUGGUCUGCUGUCUGAAAUCUGCUGCUCCUGCUCAUCUCUGGCCAAGAUGAUGGAUGGAGUGUGAGCUUAAAUCUGCAUUUUCUCUUAUGUAACAAAGCUCAUGUCUAAAUUGUUGUACUUUGACUAAACCUGGCUUCAAAUGUUCAUACAGUAUUAGCUAGUGAGCAGUUGAGCACUGAGAAACUAUGCAGUGCUGCAAAUGAUUUCUGUGGUUUCUGUUACUGAACUCUGAACACUAUAUUCAACCAUCUCAUUACUUACUGAGUCA